Molecule: messenger RNA, 1410 nt
Organism: Colletotrichum orchidophilum
Lineage: Eukaryota; Fungi; Ascomycota; Sordariomycetes; Glomerellales; Glomerellaceae
Exons: 2
Coding region: 1-1410 (469 amino acids)
Source: RefSeq, a predicted model, not a curated record
AUGGCAUCAAACCAACCACCCAGCGAUCGAUCAAAUCGACCAGGGGCCUCCAACUCAAUUGGAGAUGUCAAAGAUGCAGCCGAUACUAGGAUUCAACCUUUUAUCGGCAUGCCCCAUCCGCAGACGAUAGCGGCACAACUCAACCCAAGCCAAGACGUACUGCUCAGUCACAAGAACGGGUUUCUCAUCUCAGCCACAACCAGCAAGAGAGCCCAUGACCAGUUUGAGACGCAGUGGGAAGCUCUCGGUCUUGACCGCAGCAGAAAGCACGUCAGAAUCGCCCUCGAAACCUUUAACCCAUACGGUCGCUCUGCCGAGGCGACCGCGCUGAUGGACGUCGAGCACGUGGAGCUUACCGUGGAGGAACUCGAAAGACUCGAGCAGGAGGAAGUGGCCAUGGCACGAGCGGAAGGCAACACUAUAUUCGACCAUUUCAAUCAAGGAGGAAACGUCAGUCAUGGAUAUGGUGACGGAGGCGGGCGCGGCAGUUUCAAUCAAGGAAACUCCAGCCAUGGACGUGGUGGCCGAGGAGGUCUUGGAUAUAACAACGGCGGAUAUGGUGGCCCCAGCGAAUUCGAGGAGCGGGUCGUGGACACGGAAGAUGACAGUCCCCGAUACAGGCCUCCCUUCUAUCGCAAGGUUCGCAUCGCGGACAAGGAGCGCAACGACAUCAAGACGACAACGACCCUGGCGUCCCUUCUUCGACAAGACUUGCCCAACGCCAAAUGCGCCAACUGUGGCCAUCUUCGUCACCGCCUCAUCGACUGCGUUGUCCCCGACCGUCAUGGCAACAUUGGAGGUUGUUGGCUGUGCAAUGACAAGGAUCACGACUGGUGUCAGUGUCAGCAUCCUAUGAAGGAUGGACUGACAUGGAAAGUUCUCUACGACGUCCUUGUCGGCGACCGCGGUGGAAAGCCUGGUUUCCGCUUGCCAUUCCCCAUCAUUCACAUGGUGGAUAAGAUGAAGGCCUCUGCCGACUACAACGCCCAGUACGGCUUGCAGGGUCCAUUCCCUCUCACUUGCAAAUUCGCCAACAAGAUGCUCAAGGGAAACGUCAAGGAUUCCAACAACCAGGUCAUCAAGAUCUGGGAGACGUACGACUAUGAAGGGAUCAAUGUCGACAAGAGAAAAGCUCUCAUUUCGGACCCGACAACCGAUACGUGCCCGAAGCUCAAUGCCAACCGGGACCACCACAAGAAGGAGUUCAUGCACCCUAGAGACUGGAUUCACCCGGCAGCUACUACGAGACGGACUUGGACGACAAGCGCGCCACCUAUGGCGAUUACCUUUUCGGAUUCGAGCCCACUGAAGACGAAGCGACCGACCUUCAUUCACCAGAAGUCGACCUCAGUUCUGCCAAUCAAGGCGGUAAUGUGUUUUCAGCCGCGCCAAGCACAAUCACUCCUUUAA